AUGGUGGAGAUGGAGUGUACGGGAGUUCCCGGGGCUGAGGGAGUCCCAGGAGCAAACUGGGCGGCCAGUCGUGGUGGAAAGAGACUCAUAGCAAUAAUCUACGCCGUGGUUAGAGUGUGGAGAUGGUCGAGAGGAGAGGGACUGGACACGAUUCUGGAAAUCAAAAGCACGUCCAAACGUUCAUCAAAUCAUUUCUAUAUGUAUCUAUGGUCCACAGAAACCACAUGGAAGGGAGCAAUCGCACAUGAUCACAAGUGA
Acaulospora colombiana is the source of this 258-nucleotide messenger RNA. The record is from the annotation of a GenBank genome assembly. Lineage: Eukaryota; Fungi; Glomeromycota; Glomeromycetes; Diversisporales; Acaulosporaceae.